AUGUGGAGAGUCUCUUUGAGCGUCAGCCAACCACGCCAGUGCCGAGACCUAAUUCUCAUCCACGCGACGCCACAUGCUCAGCAAAGUUGCUACGAUGAGGGUGUGAAGUCCACGCACCGCUUCCACUCGCUGGAACUUUGUCGUGGCCGUGGAUGCCUUUUACAGGACUUUGCUGUCAUCGGGUUGUGGCCUUCAAAGCUUCAUCCAACGUGCAAUACAAAUCUCAUUUUGACGAUCUGCUUGUUCAUUUCUCCAUACAAGUGUAUUUAUGUAGCUUACCUUUCCAUUGAUAUUUCAAAAUUCUUUUUAGAACUUAUUUUCCUGUUCUGUUCAUUUUGCAGGACAAUCCCAUUUGCCUGGAAUCUCAUUACUUCUGGUUAUGUUGAACAAUCUAUAUAUGGGGUAGUGAUCAACACAUUGGGUCUCCUGUUUAUUGGAAAGCUGCUUGAACCAAUAUGGGGCUCCAGGGAAUUCUUUAAAUUCAUCUUUGUGGUUAAUCUUCUAACUUCAAUAUGUGUAUUCAUCACUGCCAUUGCCUUAUACUACAUUACGAGGCUGGAGACUUACCUUUACAUGCCGCUCUCUGGAUUUCAUGGAGUUAUAUCUGGUUUCUUGGUUGGCAUCAAGCAAAUUAUACCGGAUCAAGAGCUUCCUUUCAUCAAGAUAAAAACAAAGUGGUUGCCAUCUAUCACUUUAUUGCUUUACAUUGCUAUUAGCUUCUGGACACUAGAGGCUACAACAUAUCUUCCUACGAUUAUAUCUGGCACAUAUAUAAGCUGGAUUUACCUUAGAUACUGGCAGAGGAAACCAGAAGCAAAACUUAGAGGUGACCCAAGUGAGGAUUUUGCUUUCUCCACAUUUUUCCCCGAAUUUUUAAGACCAGUUAUAGAUCCUAUUGCAUCAAUUUUUCACCGAAUGCUCUGCGGAAGAUCUAAUACUUCUAAUAAUGGGCAAGACUACAAUCUGGAAAGUGAGCCUUUACCAGGUUCAGAUUCAAUCGAGGCUUCUAGGAGAAGAGAAAGAGGUGCUCGAGCACUGGAAGAACGAUUGGCUGCUGAGAGGUUGGCUGCUGCACGACGUGAAUUACAAAGAGAAGCUGAGGAAAAUGUAUAAUUCAGCAACAUCAGUUAUUGAUAUUUCCAGAGGUCGUACAGUAAUUAAUUAGAGAAUUUUUGUUUAGGUCAAGGAAGAUUUAAUGGGCAUUUUUCCUUGGAUAAUCUUUACAAAACCAAAGGUUUCUCUUUUGUCAGAUAAAUAUAAUUUACUUUCU
Vigna umbellata (rice bean) is the source of this 1270-nucleotide messenger RNA. The record is from RefSeq and is a predicted model, not a curated record. Lineage: Eukaryota; Viridiplantae; Streptophyta; Magnoliopsida; Fabales; Fabaceae.